This is a messenger RNA of Varanus komodoensis (Komodo dragon), 1827 nucleotides long. RefSeq names its product cell division cycle 34, ubiqiutin conjugating enzyme (gene CDC34). Lineage: Eukaryota; Metazoa; Chordata; Lepidosauria; Squamata; Varanidae. The transcript has 5 exons. Gene Ontology annotation, molecular function: ubiquitin conjugating enzyme activity. Gene Ontology annotation, biological process: ubiquitin-dependent protein catabolic process; protein polyubiquitination. The coding region runs from base 127 to 837 and encodes 236 amino acids. The record is from RefSeq and is a predicted model, not a curated record.
UUCGUCGCGCCCGUCCUCGGCUCCCGCUCCGCGGCCGCCGCGUCUACGCGAGACCCCCGCUUCCCCCGCGGCCUUCCCCUUCUCGCCCGCGUUUUUCUUCUCGCCCCCGACCUCGCCCCGGGCGACAUGGCUCGGCCGUCCGUGCCCAGCUCGCAGAAGGCGCUGCUGCUGGAGCUGAAGGGGCUGCAGGAGGAGCCGGUGGAGGGCUUCCGAGUCAGCCUGGUGGACGAGGGGGACCUCUACAACUGGGAGGUGGCGAUCUUCGGGCCGCCCAACACCCACUACGAGGGCGGCUACUUCAAGGCUCGUCUCAGGUUCCCCGUUGACUACCCCUAUUCGCCACCUGCCUUCAGGUUCCUGACCAAAAUGUGGCACCCGAACAUCUACGAGACGGGAGAUGUUUGCAUCUCCAUUUUACAUCCCCCUGUGGACGACCCGCAAAGCGGAGAGCUGCCCUCGGAGAGGUGGAACCCGACGCAGAACGUGAGGACCAUCCUCCUGAGCGUGAUCUCCCUUCUCAACGAGCCGAACACCUUUUCCCCAGCGAACGUCGACGCCUCCGUGAUGUACAGGAAGUGGAAGGAGAGCAAAGGGAACGAUCAGGAAUACACGGACCUCAUCAGGAAGCAAGUCCUGGGCACCAAGGUGGAUGCCGAGCGGGAUGGCAUCAAAGUCCCGACGACGCUGGCGGAGUACUGCAUCAAGACGAAGACGCCCACGCCAGACGAAGGGUCCGAUCUUUUCUAUGAUGAGUACUAUGAGGACGAUGAGAUGGACGAGGAGGAGGAAGACAGCUGCUACGGGGACGAGGAGGACUCGGGCAAUGAGGAAUCUUGACAAGGGACCCCCUCCUGGCCCUCUCCUCCCCCCCUUCCUCCGCCCCUUCCCCUCCACUGCCCCCUCCUGCCAUUGCUGCUGCUGCUCCUGGUGGCGGCAAUAAACUCUCUCGUUUACUUGAACCCAGGAUGCAACCGGCUGAGACGUGGAACCCUUUCUGGCCCCAAUAUGAAAAUAAGUCAGAAUGAAUCGAAAAAACUCUACCUCAAGAGGGAGACGGGGCUUCUGCUUGGCACAGUGGGUAGUGGGGAGGGCAUUUGUGGGGGGCUGGGGUGGGUUGGCAGUUCUGGAAUCCCCUUUAUCUUUUGUGUUGUUUUUACUUCAGGAUUUCCCCCCCUUUUUGUUGAAAUUGAGACAGUGGGAGGGAAGGGGCAGCCACUCCCUCAGCUCCGCCUUGAGCCGCCAGUUGCAGCCCAAUCGGUCCUCCCAGCUGCAUGAGGAAAGCUUCCGAGGAACCAAACACAGCACUUAGGUUUGUUUGCUUAGGAAUAUCGUACACACCUUACCCUGGGAGAAUCCUCUGCACAGUGAGGAUUGCCAAUGUUUCGCUCACUCGAGCCAGCUCAUUCUCUCUGCAAAACCACACCAAUCCGGGAGCUUCGGGCGGUGGGGUCCCUUUGGGUUUGACACCUCAGUCAUGGUUACUGCCUCUGGAGGGCAAAUAUUCCAACCUCGACUUCCCCUCGAUACCUCCUUGCUUGCCCAGCUUCCCCCGUUUGCCUGCCUGUCUCUGGAGCAGGGUUUGCUUGCACCGUGGCAGUGUGCUUUUGCGCUCCUGGGGGCAGGAGGAACUCUUCAAAAGAGCUUGGGGGGCGGGGGGUUUGUGGGCAGAAAAGAAUAGUUUAGUGCAAUUGGUAGAAAGAGGAGGGAGGCUGUUUUGAAGUCAGCAGCAGGUGAGAUGUUUUUUGCUUUGUGGUUUUGUUCUGUCUGUUUGUUGUUUGUUUUUCCUUGUUUUGAAACUAUUUAAUAAAAGGACAUACUUGGAAAGGA